GCGUCCCAUCCGGCCCUCGCAACGUCAUCUCCAUCGUCAACGAGACGUCCAUCAUCCUGGAGUGGCACCCGCCGCGGGAGACGGGAGGUCGGGAUGACGUCACCUACAACAUCGUCUGCAAGAAGUGCCGGUCGGACCGCCGCGCCUGCUCCCGCUGCGAUGACAACGUGGACUUUGUCCCCAGGCAGCUGGGGCUGACGGAGACCCGGGUCUUCAUCAGCAACCUGUGGGCUCACACCCCCUACACCUUCGAGAUCCAGGCUGUCAACGGGGUUUCCAACAAAAGCCCCUUCCCACCGCAGCACGUCUCUGUCAACAUCACCACCAACCAAGCCGCACCUUCCACCGUCCCCAUCAUGCACCAGGUGAGCGCCACGAUGAGGAGCAUCACGCUGUCAUGGCCCCAGCCCGAGCAGCCCAACGGCAUCAUCCUGGACUAUGAGAUCCGCUACUACGAGAAGUUGAGCCGCAUCUGCACGCCCGACGUCAGCAGCACCGUGGGCUCCAGGCCGGCAGCGGACCACAACGAGUACAACUCCUCCAUGGCCCGCAGCCAGACCAACACGGCCAGGAUCGAGGGGCUGCGGCCCGGCAUGGUGUACGUGGUGCAGGUGCGAGCCCGCACCGUGGCCGGCUACGGCAAGUACAGCGGGAAGAUGUGCUUCCAGACGCUGACGGGAGAUGACUACAAGUCGGAGCUGAGAGAGCAGCUGCCUUUGAUCGCGGGGUCUGCAGCAGCCGGGGUGGUCUUCAUCGUCUCGCUGGUGGCCAUUUCCAUUGUCUGCAGCAGGAAGCGUGCCUACAGCAAGGAGGCCGUGUACAGCGAUAAAUUACAGCACUACAGCACCGGGCGAGGAUCUCCAGGGAUGAAGAUCUACAUCGACCCCUUCACUUACGAAGACCCCAAUGAGGCGGUCCGAGAGUUCGCCAAGGAGAUCGAUGUAUCCUUUGUGAAGAUCGAAGAGGUCAUUGGAGCAGGGGAGUUUGGAGAAGUGUAUAAAGGACGCCUGAAGUUACCCAGCAAGCGGGAGAUCUACGUGGCCAUCAAAACGCUCAAAGCCGGCUACUCCGAGAAGCAGCGGCGGGAUUUCCUGAGCGAGGCCAGCAUCAUGGGGCAGUUCGACCACCCCAACAUCAUUCGGCUGGAAGGGGUGGUGACCAAAAGCCGGCCGGUCAUGAUCAUCACGGAGUUCAUGGAGAACGGGGCCUUGGACUCGUUCCUGCGGCAAAACGAUGGGCAGUUCACAGUGAUCCAGCUGGUGGGCAUGCUCAGAGGGAUCGCCGCAGGCAUGAAGUACCUUGCAGAGAUGAAUUACGUGCACCGCGAUCUGGCUGCCAGGAACAUCCUGGUCAACAGCAACCUGGUGUGCAAAGUGUCGGACUUCGGCCUCUCGCGCUACUUGCAGGAUGAUACAUCCGACCCCACCUACACCAGCUCCUUGGGGGGGAAGAUCCCCGUGAGGUGGACGGCGCCGGAGGCCAUCGCUUACCGCAAGUUCACCUCGGCCAGUGACGUCGGGAGCUACGGCAUCGUCAUGUGGGAGGUGAUGUCGUUCGGGGAGAGGCCUUACUGGGACAUGUCCAACCAAGAU
Tauraco erythrolophus (red-crested turaco) is the source of this 1592-nucleotide messenger RNA. NCBI's taxonomy places the organism in Eukaryota, Metazoa, Chordata, Aves, Musophagiformes, Musophagidae. The record is from RefSeq and is a predicted model, not a curated record.